AAAGAAAGUCAUACAGGUUUGGAACAACACGACGGUCAAGUUGGACCCUGUUAACUCUUUCUCAGUUCUCCUUGUGCAUGUGCAACUGAUGGCAUAUAUGCAUUUCUUUGGAGAAAAUGAAUGCUGAAAAAAAAAAAGAAAAAAACAUCCUAAACCAACAUAAGCUGGUUUGCUGGUGUUAGCUAGUUUAAUCUGGUCUCCAAGAAUGGCCAGCUGAAACCCUCUAAAACCAGCCAACUGACCAGCCAAUGGAUGCUGGGAGACCAGCCAACCAGCUUAGGUUGGCUUUAACUUUUUCUAUCAGCACCGAUAUGAAUAAAUAACUUUUAAAAGACUUUAAAACAAACAUGCAGCAAUUUCAUUGCUCCUUUUCUGCACGGUAUAGUUAAAAAGUGUAGAUCCUGUGCGUUGAGGAGGUGUGUCAGAACCUGUUGACUGAUGUCUAAGUUUGCCUGGAGGGCACUUGUAAACAACAGAAUACACCUUUGCUUAUAGGCAGCUGACCCACGUGACACAUCCAGAGAUUGCCUUUAAAAAACCCUCUCACCUGAGCUGAGACUGACAGAUCAGAUCUGGUAGGAGAGAGGAGGAUUUUAACAUGUGGAUGUUCUGCUAGCUGUCUGAAUACCAUAAAGGACCACAAGUGCGACAGCUAUCAUCAUUUAUACCAGUGCUAACAUUUGCAUUUUGCAGAGGACAAGUGAUGAGUCUGGCCAGCACCAGUACAGAAUCUGAAGUUUCAGAAGAUGAGUUGGAGGAUUGUCCUUUGAGUCAGGAUGGCGACUGUGGCACUGAAAGCCCCGCAAAGUUCCCUUUUCGCUCAGAACGCUCAAGUUCUUCCGGCCCCAGUGACACAGAAAAACUCAAGGUGGUGAAAAGGCUUAAUCGUCCAGUGCGGUCCAAAGCACGAAGAGUUGCAGCCAACAUCCGAGAGCGAAAGCGUAUCUUGGACUACAAUCAAGCUUUUAAUGCCUUACGCACUGUUCUCAAGCACGACAUCAGUGGAAAGCGUCUCUCCAAGAUCUCCACGCUACGCCGUGCCAUCCACCGUAUUUCAGCACUGUCUUCGUUCCUGGGGACGCAUUCAACCAUGGAACCAGAUGCACCGCCCUGCACCCAUAUGGAGUGCUACAGGCAGCCAGAAGAGAAUGAUCGGCUACCCAGAAAGACAAUAAGUUUGCAGAAACCGGUGGAGAACUAUCUUCACUAUCAGUCAGAGCUCCAGGGAACCCAUGACCACAUGGUCUCUGCAGAAGAACCUGGGAUUUUGUAUCAGGAUAUAUUAGGCUCAGCACUCCUGUGUCCACCAUCCCCACACUACAGCCACUGCACCACCAACAAUGAGCUACACAUCAAUCAUGGACAUUAUAGUCACCAACUGAAUGACCAAAGUACUGAAUAUUACAGUGUGGUGCCUGGAAAUCAACAUGGAAUGAGGGUCAGCUGUCAUCAGAAUCAAAUGGACACCUAUGCAGAUUCUACUACAGUGCCUUUGGCUUGGCAGCUGGGUUACCUGCAAUGUCAUGGAUACCAGCAUUCUCUGAGUAUUCACUGAGUAACUUGUUUAUGGUACUCUUAUGAUGGAAAGCAUUAGCUAUUCAUAAAUAUAAAAAUAUUGUGCAUUUUAAAUGAUUCAAAAUUCCUGAUUUGUUUUGUCAUGCACAAACCCCAAA
Messenger RNA from Myxocyprinus asiaticus (Chinese sucker), 1673 nucleotides. RefSeq names its product class A basic helix-loop-helix protein 9-like. The record is from RefSeq and is a predicted model, not a curated record. Gene Ontology annotation, molecular function: protein dimerization activity; RNA polymerase II transcription regulatory region sequence-specific DNA binding; DNA-binding transcription factor activity, RNA polymerase II-specific. The coding region runs from base 704 to 1555 and encodes 283 amino acids. Lineage: Eukaryota; Metazoa; Chordata; Actinopteri; Cypriniformes; Catostomidae. Gene Ontology annotation, biological process: regulation of transcription by RNA polymerase II; developmental process. The transcript has 2 exons.